UGAAAAAGUGAAAAAGCAUAAUAGGACCCCUUUAAUACAGCCAGUGUUAUAUGGUGUAGAACAUUUUAGUAACCUACAUUUUUAUUUUGUGGUAUAAUUCCAAUAUGAGAUGUAAUUCUAGACCAUUACAGCAUACAUGAAAUAAAUAAUGCACCUGCUUCCUGACUCUGAAUAUUAUUUUCUCCAGCAGGAACUUCCGCUUCCCCUCAAGUUCAUUUUAAGACUCUUUAUUUGUUAUUUUAAGUUACCGUAAUAUUUGUAAGUCAUUGUUUUGCAUUUACACUUAAUUACCCUGACUCACCAGUUACACUAAGUGACAGUGAGCUGAUUAGUCCUGCAGGUGCCACAGGAAGUGUUUGUGUUAAUGCAUCUGUGUUGUCCAGCUGUGAAGGAUCCCAUGGUGGUGGAGAGGUCAAACCUCCUCAGCAUGAUGAAGCUCAGCAUUAAGGUUCUGAUCCAGUCCUCCCUCAGUCUCGGUCGCACGCUGGACUCUGAAUAUCCACCUCUGCAGCAGUUCUUUGUUGUUCUGGAGCACUGCCUAAAACAUGGGUUAAAAGUGAAGAAGACUUUCAUUGGUCAGAACAAGUCUAUCUGGGCUCCUCUGGAGUUGAUGGAGAAACUGUGCCCUGAGUCAGCUGACAUUUCCACCAGUGUGCGGGAUAUGCCUGGAAUCAAGACAGGCCUCGGGCGAGCUCGAGCAUGGCUGCAUCUGGCUCUAAUGCAGAAAAAAAUCGCAGACUACAUGAAAGAGCUUAUAAAUAGAAGAGACCUUCUUGGGGAGUUUUAUGAGCCCGGGGCUCUUAUAAUGGAGGAGGAGGGGGCUGUGGUUGUAGGGAUGCUGGUGGGUCUGAAUGUGAUCGAUGCCAAUCUGUGUGUGAAAGGAGAGGAUCUGGAUUCCCAGGUGGGCGUCCUUGACUUCUCAAUGUAUCUAAAGGAUCCUCAAGCAACUGAGACCACACAAGAUGAUUCAAAAAUGACAGCCAUUCUUGACCAGAAACACUACAUAGAAGAACUGAACCGGCAUCUGAGCUGCACAGUGACGGAUCUUCAGGCCAAGAUGGACUCGCUGGAGAAGACCAACAGCAAACUCAUCGAGAAGCUUACAGCAGCCACAGACAGAAUCAACGCUCUACGCGAAGAGCAGGAACAACUUAAACAAGAAAAUGCAAAUAUUCUCCAAACUAGUCAGAGGAAAGAGGAGGUGGGAGUUGCAAUAAAAAUGUUGUAUCAUGAAAACAAUCUGUAUGUAAUAAUUUUUAAACAUCUGCAUCCACUAUUCACUGGAAAAGUCGCUAGAAGAAUUUUGGAACAUCUAAAGCCAAGACCCUAAAAUGGCCAAACAUAGGCUGGGCUGUUGGUUUAUUACUAAUAAAUAACACAAUGCAGUAUUUUGUCAUUCCAAAAUAAUGUUACCUGC
Messenger RNA from Sinocyclocheilus grahami, 1417 nucleotides. RefSeq names its product protein RUFY3-like. The record is from RefSeq and is a predicted model, not a curated record. Lineage: Eukaryota; Metazoa; Chordata; Actinopteri; Cypriniformes; Cyprinidae. The transcript is spliced from 7 exons. The coding region runs from base 365 to 1330 and encodes 321 amino acids. Gene Ontology annotation, biological process: regulation of endocytosis; protein transport. Gene Ontology annotation, cellular component: cytoplasm.